AUGGGGAAAGGCUUUCUCUUCAGCUGCGUGACCGUGGCUUUGCUCAUUCAGCUGUCCACCGCUGGCCUGGUCAAGAAGGUGAUCCGCCACCGCAGAGAGGCUCUGAUGCCUAAGAGAACCCAAGAGAACCUCACACUGCCCGACCCUGACCAGCCGGUUGUGUUUAAUCAUGUCUACAACAUCAACGUACCCUCUACGUCUCUCUGCUCCGUGGACCUCGACUCACCUGGAGGCACCGAGCUCAAACACAAGAACAGCCCGAUGGACAUGCAGAACACCGAGCAUAUGGAGCACACGGUGGAUGGUGACAAUCAGAUCGUUUUCACCCACCGCAUCAAUAUCCCCAAGCAGGCGUGUGGCUGUAACAACCAGCUGCCAGACAUCAAAGAUAUCCUGAACAGGCUGGAGAUGCUGGAGUCAGAGCUGUCUAGUCUGAGAGAGCAGUGCGGCACUGGGGCAGGCUGCUGUGGGACUCAAGUUACAGGUGAAGUGACCACAAAGCCCUAUUGUAAUGGCCGUGGGAACUGGAGUGCUGACACCUGCAGCUGUGUAUGCGAGCCUGGAUGGAAGGGCCCCAACUGCACCGAACCUGAGUGCCCCAACGACUGCCAGGACCAGGGCCGCUGUGUGGAUGGAAAAUGUGAAUGCUUUGAGGGCUUUGGUGGAGACGACUGCGGUAUUGAGCUUUGCCUGCUGAACUGCGGCGACUAUGGCCACUGUGUCGAAGGGUCCUGCCUCUGUGAGGAGGGCUUCAUCGGUGAGGACUGCUCCAUGACCAAUUGCCUCAACAACUGCCUAGGCCGUGGACGUUGUGAGGACGAUGAGUGUGUUUGCGACGAGCCUUGGACAGGCUUUGACUGCUCCGAACUCAUCUGUCCAAAUGACUGCUACGACCGUGGACGCUGUAUCAAUGGUACCUGCUACUGUGAGGAAGGCUUCACUGGAGAAGACUGUGGCGAGCUCACUUGUCCUGGCAACUGUAACAGCCGUGGCAUGUGUGUGAAUGGCCACUGUGUGUGUCAGACCGGCUACAGUGGAGAGGACUGCUCGAAGAUCACUUGUCCCGACAACUGCAACGAGAGAGGCCAUUGCUUCAAUGGAAAGUGCAUCUGUGAUCCAGGAUUUGAGGGUGAAGAUUGCUCCAUUCUCUCAUGCCCCGACAACUGCAGCAACAGGGGCCAGUGCAUCAACGGAGAAUGUGUAUGUGACAUAGGAUACCAAGGUGAGGACUGUAGCGAGCUCUCCUGCCCCAACAAUUGCCAAGACCGUGGUCAAUGCGUUGAUGGGCAGUGCGUAUGCAAAAAAGGCUUUGCCGGGGAGGACUGCAGCAUCAAGACCUGUCCAAAAGACUGCAUGGGACGUGGGGAGUGUGUGGACGGCAAAUGUGUUUGCUUCGUCGGCUUCAUGGGUAAAGACUGCGGCGAGCUCACCUGCCCCAAUGACUGUCUGGACCGUGGCCACUGCGUCAACGGGCAAUGUGUUUGUCAUAAAGGUUUCACUGGUGAGGACUGCAGUGAGAAGACGUGUCCCAAAAACUGUCUCGACAGAGGUUACUGUGUCGAUGGCAACUGUGUGUGCUAUGAAGGUUUCACCGGGCCAGACUGCUCCAUACUGACCUGCCCAGGGGACUGCCAGAACCAGGGACGCUGUGAGAAUGGAGCGUGUGUCUGUGAUGAGGGCUUCAUUGGGGAGGACUGCUCUGAGGUAUCACCACCCAAAGACCUAACGGUGGUAGUGGUCACCCCAGAGACGGUGGAUGUCUCCUGGGAGAAUGAGAUGCGUGUAACAGAGUAUCUGGUCACCUACAUGCCCACGGCCACUGGAGGUCUGGAGCUGGACAUGCGGGUGCCUGGGGACCAGAAGAUGGCCACUAUUCGGGAGCUUGAACCUGGUGUGGAGUACCUGAUAAGCGUCUAUGCUGUUCUCAACAACAAGAAGAGCGUUCCUGUCAGUGCUAGAGUGUCAACACAUCUUCCUGAGCCUGAGGGACUCAAGUUCAAGUCAGUUCGGGAGACAUCAGUGGAGGUGCAGUGGGACCCAUUGGACAUUCCCUUUGAUGGCUGGAACCUCAUCUUCAGAAACACUAAAGAGGAGGAUGGUGAGAUUCUUAACUCCCUCGGCCGUCCCGAGACCACCUUUGAGCAGUCAGGCCUGGGGCCCGGCCAGGAGUACGAGGUCAAACUGGAGGUGGUGAAGAACAACAAGCGUGGACCGCCUGCCUCCAAGAACGUCAUCACAAGGAUUGAUGCCCCCAGCCAGAUGGAUGUACGUGAUGUGACCGACACCACUGCACUGGUGACCUGGUUCCAGCCUGUGGCCGAGGUGGACGGGGUCACCGUCUCGUACGGGCCCAGUUCCAGCCCUGCUGAUCGCAAGGUGGUUGAGCUGUCCUCUACUGACACCCAAUACCACCUGGGAGGCCUUGCCCCUGACACCCAGUACGAGAUAUCUCUGACGGCUCGGAAGGGAGGACUGACCAGCAUUCCUGUUUACGAGUCAUUCCUCACAGACCUGGAUGCUCCAAGAGACCUGCAGACAGUUGAGCUGACAGACGAGAGUAUCACUCUUGAGUGGAAAAACAGCCUGGCUCGGGUGGACAACUACCGCAUCAAGUACGGACCUCUGUCUGGAGGCGAGCAUGGAGAGCUGCUUUUCCCCCCGGGACCCAAAGACACUACACAGGCCAAGAUCACUGGCCUGAGACCUGGCACAGAGUACGGGAUGGGAGUGACAGCAGUGAAGGAUGAACGGGAGAGUCUGCCGACGACCACCAACGCAGUGACUGCCCUGGAUGCUCCCAAGGACUUGACCGUUACAGAGGUGACAGAGACCACCAUGAUCCUGGAGUGGACGCGCCCCCUGGCCAAACUGGACUCCUACAGACUGGUCUAUGUUUCAGCUGACGGCCACAGGGCUGAGGACGUUGUCCCAGGCAGCUCCGAGGCUCACACCCUGAGGGGCCUGACACCCGGCAUGCUGUACACCAUCAGCAUCAUCGCAGAGAGAGGCCGCAGGACCAGUGCGCCAGCCACCAUCUCAGCACCCACAGAGGAGGAGAAACCCAUGGUGACCAACGUCACCAUCAGCGAAGUUACGUGGGACAGCCUCAUCCUGUCCUGGUCUGCUGACGAUGGGGUGUUCGAGGCCUUUUUGAUCGAGGUUUCCGAUGCAGAGUCGGGCACUGAGUGGCAAAACCACACGGUGGCCGCCGAUGCACGCAGCCUCACCAUCUUUGGCCUCAUGCCCUCCACCUGGUACAGAGCCAAUCUGUACGGGAUGUACAAGGGCGCCCUCUUAGACCCUGUCUUUGCAGACACUAUCACAGAGACCGAACCAGAGGUGCAGGCUCUCCUUGUCUCCGACAUCACCCCUGAGAGCUUUAAGCUGGCCUGGGUGGCUGAAGAGGACACUUUCGACACAUUCGUUAUAAUGGUCAGCGAGUCCGAGGGCACAGGCCAGCCACGAGAGCUGGUGCUGGGCGAAGAGGAGCGAAACGCAGAGAUGACAGAGCUCACUGAGGACACGGAGUACAAUAUUGAAAUCUUUGGGAUCGUUUUGGGAAGACGCUCCAAGUCUGUAAAGGAGCGGGUGAUAACAGACCUGGGUUCACCCAAGGGCAUCCGCUUCUCUGAUGUCACUGACACGUCCGCCACUGUUCACUGGGUGGUUUCAAGAGCUCGGGUGGACAGCUACCGGGUCACUUAUGUGCCUGCUCAUGGAGGAAAUGCUAAGACUCUGACCGUGGAUGGCUCUGAGUCUCAGAUUAUGUUGCCCAACCUGACGCCCGGGGUCACCUACGAGGUCACUGUCGUUGCUCUCAAGGGUCAAAGGGAGAGCGAGCCCGGGUCUGACAGCGUCACCACAGCUCUGGAUAAACCCCGCGGUCUGACUGCAAUCAACAUCACUGACACUGAAGCUCUGUUGCUCUGGCAGCCCGCCAUCGCUACUGUUGAUGGCUACGUCAUCACCUACAGUGCAGACUCAGUGGCUCCAGUGAUGGAGCGUGUGUCAGGAAACGUGGUGGAGUUUGAGAUGGGCUCUCUGACGCCAGCCACGCAUUACACCGUGAAGGUCUACGCAGUGAGGGACUUGGCCAAGAGCGCAGCCACUACCACUGAGUUUACCACCGAUGUGGACGCCCCUCAGGACCUGGCAGCCAGUAACAUCCAGACGGAGACCGGCAUGCUGACCUGGAGGCCGCCUCGCGCUGACAUCACCGGGUACAUCCUCAGCUUUGAGUCGGCAGACGGCACCGUCCGGGAGGUGGUCUUGAGUCCCACUGCUGUCUCUUAUAACAUGGUUCAGCUCAGCGCCUCCACAGAGUACUCAGUCAAGCUGCAAGCCAUUGCUGGUCCCAAGAGAAGCAGAGUCAUCACCACUGUCUUCACCACCACUGGUGUGUUGUACAGACACCCUAGGGACUGCUCCCAGGCCCUGUUGAAUGGCGAUACCUCAUCAGGUCUGUACACCAUCUAUCUGACUGGAGAUGAGAGCCAGCCCAUCCAGGUCUACUGCGACAUGAGCACCGAUGGAGGCGGAUGGAUCAUUUUCCUCAGACGCCAGAGUGGAAAACUGGAGUUCUUCCGCAACUGGAAGAAUUACACCGGGGGCUUCGGGGACAUGAAUGAUGAAUUCUGGCUGGGUCUGUCCAACCUGCAUAAGAUCACAGCCGGAGGUCAGUAUGAGCUGCGAGUCGACCUGAGAGAUAAGGGAGAAACAGCCUACGCUCAGUACGACAAGUUCUCCAUCUCUGAACCUCGGACACGUUACAAGGUUCAUGUAGGAGGAUACAGUGGAACAGCAGGUGACUCAAUGACCUACCACCACGGUCGUCCAUUCUCCACUUAUGACCACGACAAUGACAUCGCUGUCACCAACUGUGCCCUGUCCUAUAAGGGCGCAUUCUGGUAUAAAAACUGCCACCGUGUCAACCUCAUGGGACGAUAUGGAGAUAACAGUCACAGCAAGGGUGUCAACUGGUUCCACUGGAAAGGCCACGAGCACUCGAUUGAGUUUGCCGAGAUGAAGAUUAGACCAUCUAACUUCAGAAACCUGGAGGGAAGGAGGAAACGAUCAUAA
Scomber scombrus (Atlantic mackerel) is the source of this 5079-nucleotide messenger RNA. It is a transcript of the gene tncb, whose product is annotated as tenascin Cb. Gene Ontology annotation, molecular function: protein binding. Bases 1 to 5079 code for a protein of 1692 amino acids. NCBI's taxonomy places the organism in Eukaryota, Metazoa, Chordata, Actinopteri, Scombriformes, Scombridae. The record is from RefSeq and is a predicted model, not a curated record. The transcript is spliced from 22 exons.